AUUUCUUUUUCUAGUUUCAAACCCAAACAUACAUACAAAAAGAAUAUCAUUUCAAUAACCGAAUAUGAAAAACGAAAUCCACGACGAUGAUGAGCCAAUUCUCAGAUUGAAUGCCGAUGGAGAAGAUGAGGAAGACGCGGACAUCGAACUUGAUGGUGGAAAAACGGAGGCCAAAAUUUUUAACAAGCAGGAGGCGCCAUUGGAACAAAGCCCAUUUAAGGUGCUGCUGGAGCUCGAGGGUGUAGGAGCAGAUGAGGGUAGAUUGGGUGUCGAUCUUGUCACCAUCUUAGAUAUCAGUGGUAGCAUGAAGGGACCCAGAUUACUAAAAAUGAAACUUGCAAUGCAAUUUUUGGUCCAGAAACUAAGCAGAACUGAUCGUUUAUCUGUUGUCACUUUCAAUAGAAAGGCCGAAAAGUUAUGCCCACUCCGCCAGGUAACUGAAAAAUCUCAAACGGAGAUUACAGAACAAGUCAAUGACUUGGUAGCUAAAUCCACCACAAACACAGAAGCUGGCCUUAAAUUGGCCAUAAGAAUACUGAACGACCGAACUCGCACCAAAAACCGAAGUGUGGCUGUCAUGCUUAUGUCUGAUGGGGAAGAAGAUGCAGAGAGUCGGGCUAUCUCUAUUCCGGUUAGCGAGGUGCCUGUUUACACGUUCGCUUUUGGUGAUGGAUGCGAUCAUCAUGAGGUGCUCAGAGAAAUUGCCAAGAACAGCAAAGGAGGAACGUUCUCACCUGUUCAAGACUCGGAUGAUUUGAGUGUUGCAUUCUCAACGGCUUUGGCUGGGCUUCUUAACGUGUCUAUUGAGGACCUUUCUCUAACCGUAUCACCACUGAACCGUUCAGAACUCAAUAAGGUGAAUGCCGGAAAUUACCCACAAAAGAAGGGCACGGUAAUGGAGCCUGUAACAGUUAUAUUCAGGUCAUUGUACGAUCGAGAGAAACGUAAGGUCCUUGCCUUACUAACUCUCCCAAAGGUUGAUAAAAGAUUUGGCGUGCAAAUUUUCAAAGUGGAAUUUAAGUACAGGGUUAAUGGGAAGGAUGCAUUUGAUUCUGAUGAGAGAACCAUAAACGUGACCCGCACACCUACACCAAAAGAGGGAGAGGUACCACAAGUGCUAGCUGAAGAAACACGUCUCGGAACUGCAAGUUCCAUAAAAGACGCUAGAAUAUUGGCUGACAAAAAAGAGCUGGCCGAAGCUAGGAAAAAGUUGGAAGAUGCGGGUAAAUCACUUACAGAGAUUGAUGCCGUACUUAAGGCUCAGGUGGAGCACCUCCAUCUACUCAUGGCAUCCCAAGAAACCUAUGACAACCAAGGGAAAGCUUUUGCACUUGCCCUUGAGGCUUCACAUGAAUCACAACGUUCCGUAGCUCUCCCUGCUGGUAUUCCUAGUGGGUAUGACACUCCCCUUAUGGCCGAAUACAAAGAGCAAGCUAAGAAGUAUACUGAGGAUCCCAAGGGUUAUAAAGUGCCCACAGCGGCGGAAGAUAAGAAAGCCACCGCUCCUGCACCUCCUCCAACUCUACAGGUGGAUCGUGCUAAGAUUCAGGCUAUCCUUGAUUUAGCCGACCAGCUUGCCAAACUACUAAAAGAUCUAGACUCAUAAGCUCCAGCAUCGUUCGACUGAAUUACACUGGGUCUUCUGCGUUGGACUUAAUUCUUACAGCUUUCUCUCAAUAAGACAUGUUUGUAUUUCAUGUUAUUUCUGUUGAAUUGCUUUUUAUGUUUCGUCUUUCAAAAACUUACUUUGAAAUAAAUGUGUGCACACGGCAUUUU
Molecule: messenger RNA, 1776 nt
Organism: Papaver somniferum (opium poppy)
Lineage: Eukaryota; Viridiplantae; Streptophyta; Magnoliopsida; Ranunculales; Papaveraceae
Product: E3 ubiquitin-protein ligase WAVH1-like
Exons: 4
Coding region: 65-1606 (513 amino acids)
Source: RefSeq, a predicted model, not a curated record